AUGGAGCUCAACAAGUCCGUGCACACCCCGGGCUACGCCAUCCGGCGGCCGAAGGAGGGCUUCGACCGCCUCAACGCAAACCGCACCAACUACUCGCUCGGCCAGCACCCGACGACGGAGCUCAAGACCGCCACGGCGGAGCUACAAAUGAAGCACCCUCGCGACCAGCCCCGCGUGGACCAGCCCGCUGUGGGGGGAUCGACGCUCCGGGACGGGUCCUACCGCCUCGACACGUCCGCGAGGGACAGCGUUCGACGCGGGGGCGGCGGCGGAGAGGGGGUGCUCGGGGUGCGGUUCGAUCUGAUCAACGGGCGGGAGGACGAGGGCGCUAGGGGGAAGGUCGCCAUGCGCACGGGGCCGCGGCGGACGCUGAACAACGCGGAGAAGGAGAUGCUGCAUCCGACGGACGGGUGGGGGGACGUGCCCGGGGGGAUGUACGUCGACAUCUUGACGGGGAAAAACAGGCGGAACUUCCACGUGCCAGUGCGAGGGGCUGGGGCUCCCGUCAGGAGUGAUACCGUUUCGGGGAGGACGCGCCCUUGGUAG
Messenger RNA from Ectocarpus sp. CCAP 1310/34, 546 nucleotides. Lineage: Eukaryota; Phaeophyceae; Ectocarpales; Ectocarpaceae. The record is from the annotation of a GenBank genome assembly.